UCAGCUGUGAAGAAAGCAGAUUGAGAAAGGAGGAAACAAUGCCAGUGCUUUCUGAGGAUAAAGCAGGAUCUCAUUCAUGUGCACCACCUCAGGACCUGGCAUAUACUAGGAGUUCAAAUAUGGGAUCCCUGAGGACACACUUGGCAAGGAGUGUGUCACAACCCAGAGCAUGGAUGACAUCCUUCCUGAUGCCCUUGAUGUAACUGUGUGGCUCAGCAAAGUAGGUGCGCAGCAGGGUCCCUGCGCAGCAGGGACCACUGCUAUCCUCCAGAAGUUUCAACGCUGCUCUUCAUCAUGUAUGGAUUUAAAAGCAGGGUGCCUGUCCUUGCUGGUGACCGUCCAGCACACGGAGCGCUAUGUCACCCUGUUUGCCUCUGUCAUCCUCAAAUGUGACUACACCACCUCCGCCCAGCUCCAGGAUGUGGUAGUGACGUGGCGCUUCAAGUCCUUCUGCAAGGACCCUAUCUUUGACUACUACUCUGCAUCUUACCAGGCAGCUUUAUCCCUGGGCCAGGACCCCUCCAAUGACUGCAAUGACAGCCAGCGGGAGGUUCGCAUCGUGGCUCAGAGGCGGGGGCAGAAUGAGCCCGUGCUGGGGGUGGAUUACCGGCAGCGCAAGAUCACCAUCCAGAACCGAGCAGACCUUGUGAUUAAUGAAGUGAUGUGGUGGGACCAUGGAGUGUAUUAUUGCACCAUUGAGGCUCCAGGGGACACAUCAGGAGACCCAGAUAAGGAGGUGAAGCUUAUUGUUCUGCACUGGCUGACAGUGAUCUUCAUCAUUCUGGGAGCCCUCCUCCUGCUCCUGCUGAUUGGAGUGUGCUGGUGUCAGUGCUGUCCUCAGUAUUGCUGCUGCUACAUCCGCUGCCCCUGCUGUCCUGCCCGUUGCUGCUGCCCCGAGGAAGCCCUGGCUCGCCACCGGUACAUGAAGCAGGCUCAGGCCCUAGGCCCUCAGAUGAUGGAAAAACCCCUAUACUGGGGGGCGGACAGGAGCUCCCAGGUUUCAUCUUAUCCAAUGAACCUGCUGCUGCAGCGAGAUUUGUCCCUGCGAUCCAGCCUCCCACAGAUGCCAAUGAGCCAGACCACUGCUCACCCUCCCAUCACCAAUGGUGUCCUAGAGUAUUUGGAGAAAGAGCUGCGGAACCUCAACCCAGCCCAGCCUCUGCCCCCUGACCUCAAAGCCAUAUCUGGCCAAGCCUGCAGCAUGCUGUCCUCCCUGGGCUCUGAGGUUGUGGAACGCAGAAUCAUCCACCUGCCUCCACUGAUCAGAGACCUGCCAUCCUCCCAGAGGACCAGCAACUCCUCCCACCAACAGUGGCUCACUCCAAUUCCCCCUGGACCCUGGGAUCUGAGGGAAGAGAGAAGGCAGCCCCACUACUCUGCUUUUCACCAGGAGCUCCAGGACGGGGAGCCUAAGCGCCGAGCAUUGGAAGGACGGGAGCUGAACCAACUUCGGAGGGGAAGGCGCCACUGCUCUGGGCUGCGUGGGUUACCCACGCCCUGGGCAGACAGGGACAGCCUCAGUGACGGCCCCUCGUCCAGUGAGGCCCGCUGGUGGCCCAACCACCUAUCUGCUCGGAGCCACUACUCAGGCCGACCUCACAGGCCUGGCCCCCGGGAGAAUGCCCAGAGGCCCCGGAGGUGCAGGCCCCGCAGCUACUCCCCGCCCUUGCCUUCCGGCCUCAGUUCCUGGAGCUCUGAGGAGGAUGAGAAGGAGAGGCAGUCCCGGAGCUGGGGAACCCACCGCCGCAGCUCACACCCCUCACACUGGCCUGAGGAGAAGCCACCCAGCUACUGCUCGCUGGAUGUCAUGCCAGGCAAGAAUGGCAGGAAAAAAGGGAGUGUGGAGAGGCGCUCGGAGAGAGACAGCUCCCAUAGUGGAAGGAGUGUGGUCAUUUAGUCACCCGGCACAGAACUACUUCUUUGGCUACUUCUCAGCUCCGCAAGUCAUCAGCAUCACCUAGAUGUCCAGCUGACUUGGGACGGACUCUACCAAUCCGUUUCUAACAGUUCUGGCUUAGGUUCUGAGAAUAAAACAGAAAAAUAUUAAAAACAUGAGUUUGAGGGGUGCCUGAGUGGCUCAGUCAGUUGAGCGUCUGACUUCGGCCCAGGUCAUGAUCUCACGGCUUCUGUGUUCUAGCCCCGUGUUGGGCUCUGUGCUGAUAGCUCAGAGCCUGGAGCCUGGUUCGGAUUCUGUGUCUGCCUCUCUCUCUGUACCCCUCCCCUUCUCAUGCUCUGUCUCUUUCUGUCUCUCAAAAAUAAAUAAACAUUAAAAAACCUGUUUAAAAAACAAGAGUUUGAGGAAUUCAUGACUAUAGUGUUAGCUUUGGCUCACACUCUGCACAUUUAGAGUACCUGACAUGUAAUGGACCCUAACUGGGAUGUGAUCCCUCAGAAACUUAGUAGCUGGAGUCUUCAGCUAGGUUACACACUCAGAACCGUGGCCAUUUUCACAGAACUCAGGAAUCUUGAAGAAGAAAUCAAACAUGUUUCAGGUGCAGGAAAUUUAUUGAAUAGUAUGUGAGAAAUUUCCAUGGGAACUUGUCUCUAUCUCUAUAGCAUACCUCCAUAUUAGGAGUACACUUUGCUGCACCUAUGCCCAUUCCUGAGUGCUCUUGAGGAUCAAGUCAGAGAUAGCAUGGGAAAUACUCCAGCAGCGUGUUCUCUCAUGGGUUAUUUAUGCAAGUGUCGAAAAUCACAAGAGGCAAUUUUGCACCAAACUUGUUCCUGUCCCUUGUUUUCAUUUUGCUCUUUUUUUUUUUUUUUUUUUUUGCUUAUAUCUAAUUUAUAUAUUCUUACAUAUUAUGUAUCCAUUAAAAUCACUUUGAAUGCUUCUUGGGGACAACACAGUAUAUAAAUAAAUUAGAAACAAAAUGUACUGACCUAAGGAUUCUGCCCCAAAUAAAUACCUACUUUGAUGUA
Messenger RNA from Acinonyx jubatus (cheetah), 2919 nucleotides. RefSeq names its product immunoglobulin like domain containing receptor 1 (gene ILDR1). Gene Ontology annotation, cellular component: plasma membrane. The transcript has 9 exons. The record is from RefSeq and is a predicted model, not a curated record. The coding region runs from base 170 to 1897 and encodes 575 amino acids. Lineage: Eukaryota; Metazoa; Chordata; Mammalia; Carnivora; Felidae. Gene Ontology annotation, molecular function: high-density lipoprotein particle receptor activity.